GUGCGCGUCGUGUUAUGGACGUGCCGGCUUUUCAGCUCCCAGAAUCGCAGAAUUUACCGAAUCAAACGCUCAAACGUGGAUUACCUUUGCCCUAAAAAAAGAAAAAAACCAACGAAAGAAUAAGAAACAUCAAAAAAACUGUCAAGUGAAUCGAAAAACAUCGAGUUGAACAAACCCACAAAGUGCGCGAAAUGUUGAGCUACGUGUAAAAGCGAUUUAAAGGAUCCUAUAACUCUGUGAGAUUCCGAAUCCAAAAGAUACGAAUCGAGAAAGAAAGUGGCUAGUGAUCCCAUAGAAUUCGGAGAGUUCUAAAACGACGAAAAUCGUUCUGUUACUUGAGUGCAAAAGUUACAACCACAAGAUGACAAGAAGACGUUCGAGUCCGCCGGGACUCGAGGAGCUGCUGUAUCUGGCACUCGUCCUGCUGGCCAUGGUCCUGAUACCCACACAAGCCGCCCCGGUUCAGGAAUAUACGGAGAUCCAACAGUAUUCGGAGGGCUGCUACUACAACUAUGCGCAUUACCAGGAGGGCGACCGCAUCAUGACCAAUGAGCCGUGCCUCAACUGCACCUGCCACAAUCGCAUGCUGAUGUGCUACCUGCGCGUCUGCCCCUUCACCAAGCCCAUUGGCCACGACUGCAUCGUGGAGAAGCGGGAGGACCAGUGCUGUCCCAUCAUCACCUGCCCAGAAGUACCCGUGGAUGUGCCCUAUCACUCGCCGGAACCUGGAACCGAACUGAGCAUCCCCGAGAAGUUCGGCUGCAGCAUCGAGGAGAAGUUCUACCCGGAGGGCGCCCAGGUGCCAUCGAACCCGAAUAAACCCUGCGAACUCUGCUAUUGCAUCAACAACCAGACCAAGUGCGUCAUGCAGGAGUGCACACUGCAUGUGGAUGGCUGCCUGCCCAUCUACAACAAGGGAUCCUGCUGUCCAGUGCGCUACAGUUGCGACCACGAAAACGAGCUGGACUUUGUGGACCAGUCGACCACUACGACCACCACCACAGUGCGACCCACCACUGGCUUUAUCCUGGAGAGCACCAUGACGCCACCAACCACGAUGGACUGCAUCCACGACGGAGAGACUUACGCCGACGGAGCCUCGCUGAAGGGCAAGAAUGCCUGCGAGCACUGCUACUGCAUGCGUGGUGACAUCGUUUGCGCCGUCCAGGAGUGCGAGGUGCCCAUGAUGGCGGCCAACGGAAAGUCCUGCAAGGCGAUGCCAGCCGCCGAGGGCGAGUGCUGUCCGAGCAACUACGUCUGCGAGGACGACAGUGCCACCACCGAAAUCGUUGAGAUCACCACGCAGCCAGCCAAGGGCAUUCACGCCGAGAUUCCCAAGGAGGAUGUGGAUCUGCAGGAGCACAUCGACGACGAGGAGAAGGAUCAGGAGAAGGAGACUGCUACCGAUAUUCCGUCCGCAGAACUGGGAAGCGGUGAGGUUGAAGACGAGGAGGAGGAUGAGAAGGAGCAGAAGGUUACCACGGCGGCACCAGUGCACGACGUCACCGAUGAGAAGGACUUCUCCUUCGAACCCGAGUCCUCCACCGCCGGCAUUGCCUCCGAUUCCAGGAUCGAUGUGCCGUCGUCCACUGAGGAGACCAAGGAGUCGUCUACCGAAGCCGCCGAGGAGGAGAUCGUCAAGGUGGUCACUACUCCAGAGCCCGAGGGUAGCGGAGAGCCUGCCCAGAUUCCCGAGAAGGAAGUCACCGAGGAUGAACUCAUCAAGGUCAGCACUUCCGCUCCAGCUAAGGCCAGUCCCGAGGAGGAAGUGGUCGAGGCCACCACCGCCACGCCAACGGAGGAAGAGGAUGUCAAGCCCACGACAAGCGAAGAACCCACCUCCGCUGAGGAAGGAAGUAGCGAAGAGGAGAAGGAUGUCAAGGUCACCACGGCGGCUCCAGAGGAAACUCAAGAGGAGGGCAAACCCACUUCCGCUCCAGUGGCCAGUGAUGAGAAGGAACCGGAAUCCAAGCCUACCGAAGGCAGCGGUGACGAAGAACAGGAAAUCAAACCCACUUCUGCCCCGGCGGUGGGAGAAACGGAAGAGGAAGCCACCCCAGCUCCCGAAGAGAGUGAGGAACAGGAAGAAGGCAAGCCCACUGAAGCUCCAUCAGCCAUCGAUGAUGUGGAACCAGCCAAGCCCACUGAAGCCUCAGAGGAAGCCAGCAGCGAGGGAGAAGAGGAGGCUGUCAAGGCAACCACACCUGCUGGAGAAGCCAGCAUUGCGGGUGAAGAGGAGAUCAUUCCUGGAACUAUUUCUCCCAGCAUCGAAGAAGAAGAGAUCGUCAAGGCAACCACUCCUGCCGGAGAAUCCAGCAGCGAAGGAGAGGAGGAGAUCGUUAAGGAAACCACGCCUGCUGGACAAGUUAGCAGUGAGCCCGAAAAGGACAUUGUUAAGGAAACCACUCCUGCUGGAGAACCCAGCGAGGAAGAGGUCGCCAAGGGAACUACGCCUGCUGGAGAACCGAUCAGCGAAGAAGAGAUCGUCAAGGCAACCACACCUGCCGGAGAAUCAAGUAGCGAGGGUGAAGAGGAAGUCAUCAAGGCCACCACUUCAGCUCCUAAAGCCGAUGUCGAAGGCGACAAGGAACCAGAUACCGCCACGGAAACUCCAGUUAAAGAGGUGGAGGACUUCGCCAAACCCACAACACCAAUCGCUGAAACCGAGGAAGAAGAACCCCUUGCCGGAACACCCAUUCCAACCGAAGAUGUCAGUGCCGAAGAGGAGAUUGUCAAGGCCACCACACCAAAGACUUUGGGAGAGAAACCCGAAGAAUCAACCGAGUUGCCUGUGGAAGAGGGUGACCUCCUCCCCAGCUCGACCAGUGCUCCAGGAAUUGCUUCCUCUACCGAAGGUGUCCAGGAGACUUCCGAUGAAACCACUAGCAAUGCACCUGCCCGAGCUGGCGACAAGGAUGAAGCCGGCGAGGCUACCGAGGCCACUCCCGAAGACAAGGAACCCGAGGAGGUUGAACAGGAUGCCACCGAUUUGCCAGUCGAAGAUGCUGUCCAGAGCACAACUGCAAAGACCACAACCACCGAGGAGCCUAAGGAGGAGUCCUCUACUGAGGCCGAGGAAAUCGAAUCCUCUACUGCCAGCCCUGUUGACAAACAAGAGGUGCCCGAAAAGGAUGAGGAACAGACCAGCACUGAACUCCCAGUCAAAUCUGAUCAUGUGCCACCUGUUGUCGAUGCCGAAACCGCUACCAGUCAGCCCGAGACCAGCGAUGAAGCCGCUACAGAUAAGCCAACCUCUGUUUAUCUGCCUCCCGCUGGAGAUAAGGAUUCUGCGGAAGAUUUGGGAGCUGCCACCGAGCCCUCUGUCGAAGAGGAACCAGCUAAGACCACUCCAGUGCCCCAAGAAACCCCAUCCAGCACUGCCAAUCGCAACGACUUCGAGACUGAGAAGCCCGAGGAUCAGAGCUCCUCUGCCGAACCCCUGCCCGUCAUGGAUCUGCCCGCUGUUAUUCCCGGCGAAGGCGAUUGCCUGGUGGAGGGCAAGACCUAUGCCAACAACACCAUCGUUCCUGCCACCGCUCCUUGCGACGUCUCCUGCCGAUGCAUCAGCAGCCUGGUGGCCUGCCAACAGAUGGAGUGCAAGCUGCCCGAGAACCUGGAGAAAUGUACCGUGGCUGCCGAUCUUGUGGAUGGUUGCUGUCCCACUUACGUCUGUGAUGAGAGCACUGAGAGCGCUGAGAAGGAGCAGGACUCUACUGCCAAGCCCGCGGACAAGAUUGACGAGGAUGUCUCCGAGAUCAGCACCGAGCAAAUUCCCGAGGAUGUCGGCAUGCCAUCUGGUAUUACUGAACUGCCUCUUUCUCAUGUCAAGCCCGAGGAAGAGAUCGUGCCAGUGACCUCUGUUCCUCAGGUGGAUGAAGCUACAACUGCUAAGGUUGAUAAGAAACCAGUUGAAGAAUCCGAAGAGGAUAAGAAACCCAUUGAAGAAUCCGAGGAAGAUAAGAAACCAGUUGAUGAGUCUGAAGAAGACAAGAAACCAAUUGAAGAAUCCGAAGAGGAUAAGAAGCCAAUUGAUCAAUCCGAGAAGGAUAAGAAACCAGUUGAAGAGUCCGAAGAGGAUAAAAAACCAGUUGAAGAUUCAGAGGAGAAGGAGAAGCCUUCGCCUGCUGUCACUCCGGCUAGUGAAAUCGAAGAGGAAACCCAGAAACCACUUGAAAAGGAACCCAAACCCGAGGAGGAGCAAGGUGAAUCCGCGGCAGCCACUGAGCAGCCAGAGGCUUCCACUCCAUCCCAGUUUGCCGACGAUGCCGAGAAGGAGGCUGACGAUAAAUUGGCCACCACAUCUGCACCUAUUUCAAGUGAAGAAGAGCCCAAGCCAGUCGAUGAAAAGGAACCCAGUGAAGCUGAGCCAAUCCCAGAACCCGAAAUCCCUGCUAGCACUGCUCAGCCCGAGAAGGAGUCCCCAGAGACCUCGACUGAACUGCCAACUGCUGAUCUGGACAAGAAGCCAGAGGCUGAGGAACCAACCUCAGCCACUGAGGCCCCAGAAUCCGACAAGAUUCCUGAAGUUUCAACUAGCGCUCCAGCUGGAGAAGAGAUUGAAGAAUCUGACAAGAUCACUACUGUUGCUCCAUCGAAGACUUCUGCUGCUGAUGAAACCGAACCAGCUAGCGAUGAAGAUAUCGUCCCCGCCACCUCUGUGCCCGUUGAAAGCGAACUGGAAGUUAGCACCCAGAAGCCAGACAUCCAAGGACCUCCUCUACCCACUCUUGCCCCAACGCAGCCCGAGAAGAAACCAGUCGAGGAUGAGAGCUCCACUGAAGCCGACAUCAGCACUGAACCAAGCGCUGAAGUUGAAAAGGAAACCUCCGAUGAGACUUCCGAGGCUGACAAUGAAAUCGAAGGUGAUGCUACUCGUGCUCCUGUGUCUGCUGAUGAGGACAAGACCCCGAGCACUGAAAAGACCGUUGAGGCCGGAGAAAAGGACACCACAGUUGCCCCAGCUGUUGGCGAUGAAGAGGAGUCCAAUCUGCCCAAGCUACCCCAAGAUAUCUUUGAAGAAGAACAGCCUGCCGCAGUUACUACCCCAGUUCCAACGAAGGAAGAAGAUGAAAAGAAACCCAUCGAAGAUGGAGAGAAACCAGUCGAAGGAGAACAGAAGCCCUUUGAAGACGAGACCUCUACAUCUGCUUCAGCUGAAAAUGAGAUCGAGCCUGAGUCUAAUCGUACAACCACUGCUGCUCCUGCUAAGCCAGAGUCUGCCCAGCCAUCCACUGAAUCUCCUGAAUCUGAAGUGCCCACAACCGUUGCUCCAGGUGAUGACAAGCUUCCAACAAGCAGCAUCACUUCCGAUGAGGAACCCACUGCCACUUCUGCUCCUGUUGCCAAGCCUGAUGAAGAUUUAGAGAAGGAGACCGGUGUUGAAACCGCUACCUCUGUUCCAGAUUCUUCUGAAGAGGAGGUUAAGGAAACAUCCACGGAUCUGACUCCAUCUCAGGUGGCCGAAGAGAAACCCGAGGCUCCUGCCAAGACUCCAGAGGAGGAAGAGGAAGCUGUUGGUGCCACUACUGCUCCAACGACCGCUGCUGAAGUACCCGCUAUCCAGAGACUGCCCGAGGAAGUCCUCGCUGAGAUUCCCCAAUCUUCGACUGAGACCGGAACUAAACAGGAGGAUGAAACUACUGGUGCUCCAAGUGUUGACCAGAAGGAACCUGCUGUCACCUCAAUCCCAUCUGCUGAGAUCGAUGAGGAGGCCACCACAGUCGCUCCCAUCUCUGAGAAGGAUGAGAAGCCAACUGAGGGAGAGAAACCAGAGGAGGAGAAACCAACUGGUGAAGAAAAACCUUCUGAGGAAGAGGAGAAGGAGAAGCCCACAGAACAGGAGAUUACCACUGAGGCUCCUGCCAAGAUUGCCACCCCCGAAGAUAAGGUUGAAGCUCAGGCUGCCUCCACUGAGGCUCCCGAGGAGGGAUCUACUGAAUCUUCUGAAGAAAUCGAGCCGUCUACUGAAGGAUCUGCUGAAGAAGACAAGCUGCCUUCACCCACGUCCCAGACUCCAGUUGAGAAGAUUCCCGAAGUCUCCACCGAGCUGCCAACUGAAGCCGAGAAGCCUACAACCGUUGCCCCUGUGGCAGCCGAUGAGGAUACCUUCGCUCCUUCCGACGAAAAGAUUCCCUCAGUUUCCAGUGAGGAAGACGAGAGCCCAGAAGUCACCACUGCCUCACCACAAGCAGCUGGAGGUGAUGAGACCAAGACACCUUUCGAAGUUGAACCAUCUUCCACUGACAAGGUGCCCGCCACUGAAGAAGAGAAGCCCGUGGAAGAAGAGAAACCUGAGUCUGCUACCCAAGUGCCUGAUUUGUCAGAGGAGGCAGUACCUUCGUCCACAUCUGCUCCAGUUGCUGGCGGAGAAACCGAAAAGGAGGAGGAUGCAACCACUGCCUCGCCUGUCGAGGAAGAGGGAGAAGAGAUCAAGCCAACCACCGCUCCAUCUGCUGAGAUUCCUGAAGCAUCCGAAAAGGAGCCUACCCAGGAUGAACAAGAAGUGGAGGUCACAACGAAGCCCAGCAUCGAAGAAUCUGAAGAGCAACCAAUCGAUGAGACUGUCCCCGCAACUUCCGGACCCAGCGAAGAAGCCUCCACAGCCGUUCCCAGCAAGGAGGAAUCCAGCACGGAACCUCAGAAGAAGCUGGAGAUUGAUGUCACCACUGCUGCCAGCCCAGCUUCGCCUGCUGUUCCCGAGGACGAUGAAACUAAGGAUGCCACCACUGUUCAACCCGAGGUCGCCGAUGAGAAGGAAGUGGCUGCUCCUCAGGACGACAGCAAGACUUCCAUUGAGGUGUCCACCGAUUCUCCCAUCGCCCCAGAGGAUGAGGAACAAGACAAAACCGAGGCUCCUGUGGUUCCCACCACCGUUGCAUCGCCUGCCGCUGAUUCCACUGCUGAUUCCACUACUCCUUCAGUGGGUGUUCCUUCUGCCGUUGAUAUCGACACGAAGCCCAUGGAAGAAGUCAUGUCCCAGACCAUUGAUCCGCAUGCCGCCGAUGAGUCUGCGUCCCCAUCCGCCGAGGAUGAAGACCAGUCUCCAGUUACUGUGUCUCCUCAGGAUGCUGACAAGACUCCAGUUACCGUGGCUCCCGAGGAUGCUGAUAAGACUCCAGUUACUACCGCUCCCCAGGAUGCUGAUAAGACUCCGAGCUCAGAGGCUCCCCAGGAUGCUGACGAACUCCCAGCUACCGCUGCUCCUCAGGAAGAAGACAAGAUCCCAGCUACCGCUGCUCCUCUGGAUGAUGAGAAGAUUGGAUCUACCGCUGCUCCUCUGGAUGAUGAGAAGAUUGCAUCUACCGCUGCUCCCCUUGAUGAAGAAAAGGUUCCAUCAACCUCAGCUCCCCUUGAUGACGAAAAGAUUCCAUCAACCUCAGCUCCACUGGAUGAUGAGAAGAUUCCUGCUUCAAUUGCUCCUGCUGUCUUCGACGUGGUUGAGCCAAGCAGCGAGAAGCCUACUGUUUCUGAGGACGUUGGUGAAGAGAGCACCGAAUCAGCUGUCGACGAUGCUGAGGAUAGCACUGAUGAGCCCACAGCUGAUGCCAAACUGAAGCCACCCACUGCAGCGCCCGCCGUUCCAUCAGAAUCUCCAGUCACCGAAUCGGAGAUUGUGCCAGAAACCGCAGCACCAGAGGUCGAGAAGGAGGUGCCAGAGAAGUCCACUGAACAGCCAGAGACUACUGACGAGAAGACCACUCCGGAGCCAGUCGUUAAGCCCAGCUUGGAUUCCACCGAGGAGGCAGAGGAGUCCGUUGAGUCCGAGGAGGAGCACGCUCCAGUCACGGAGGCAGCCGACAAGGAGGACGAGAGCAAGGAGACUGAGAAGGAGGAGCCCGAGGUUCCCGCCGUUGUUUCGGAGAUUCCUCAGCCAAGUGAAGAGGCUGUUCCCACCACUGGUCACCCACUGUUCCCACACCUGCCCAGCAGCUCCACCAAGGCGCCAGCCAUCGAUGAUCGCGUUGGCGAGGAGGAUGAAGAGAACACCACCGCCAAAUUGAGUAGUUCCAGCACCACAGAGGCUCCUGUUACCACCGCCGCUCCAUCCACGACGACGGUGGCCAGCCAACAGCAACAGCCCAUCACCCCGCCGCCCUACGGCCACGCCCCCGAAUACGAGGACGAGUACGACGAGGAGGAGGUCUUCGGACCCGGCACCUGCCGCUACGCCGGCAAGCUCUACGUGUCCGCCCAGCAGAUUCCACGUGACGAUCCCUGCGACUUCUGCUUCUGCUUCCGCAGCGACAUCAUCUGUCUGCAGCAGUCGUGCCCGCCGCCAAUCGCCGGCUGCCACGAGGAGCCCAUCUCCGGCUUCUGCUGUCCGCGCUACGAGUGCCCCGUGUCCAUGGCCGCCGUGCUGAACAUCACCACGAGCACGACCACCACCAGCACCACCCUGCCGCCCCACUUCCUCCACUACUCGCACGGCGAGGCGGUGAAGCACACCGGCUGCCUGAUCAACGGCCGUUCCUACCGCGUGGGCGAGCAGAUCGAGUCCACGAGCGGUCCCUGCAUCAGCUGCACUUGCGGCGGUGACGGCAAGAUGAAGUGCGAUCCCCAGCAGUGCGUCCCAGAACCCACCAUGCAGCAGGUGAUGGCCGCCGUGGCGUCGGGACGCAAGAGAUGAACCACCAGCCAUGCUCACUAAAUAUAAUUUAACUAAUUCUUAAGCACUGCAGACAACAAUCACGAACCGACGAACCAACCAGCCCAGAUAGCACCACUCGCCAAUAUAGAUCAGCCACCACUAGACCAUCAGAGACCAGGAACCAGAAACCACAAACCAGAAAUCAGAAACAGAAUCUUGAAACUAGAAACUAGAAAAUAGGUGCCAAGCCAAGCCAAGCCAAGCCAAAAGCAAUAGGACCAGAGAUGCAAUAGUGUUCAUUUGGGUUUGCCGACAUUCGCAAUUCGCACUCUUUCAAUUGGACUACGCCCACUUGUUUCGGAUUAGGUUACGGUGACGAAGCAACCAGUGAUAUUGUACUGUAUACAUAGUAUAGGUGCAAUUAAUUUAGACGCGCUCACUUAAAACGAUUACUUAUUUGUAUGUGUACUAGUAUUUUGGGCUUGUGACCCUAGUGACAGGACAUAUAGCCACCACCACAGCAGCCGACGUAGCGCGUGCCUUGUAAGGUCGUUCAUUGUGCCCGCCGCCAUACAAUCGCUUUCAGGAGACUCUCACAUAUAGUAAAUACACCAUGCAAUAUGUAUAGCGAUAAUAUUCCGGAACCGGAUCGCAAUCAAUGGCGUUACGAAGCCACGGCAUUCGGCCGCCGGAUCGGAUUCUACGCACACUUGCCCCUCCGGCGGCUCACUCUUCUCCAAUGCGCUUUUAUAGUAUUUUAGUCACCUUAUUUUAAACAUUAUUAUUUUUGUGUAUAAUUGUUGCUUCUAGUCUUCUUUUGUUGCAAGAGCAACGGAAUCCGCCUGUAACACGCGCACAACCCGAUCAAAUGAGAUCAGAUCGGAUCGGAUCGGACCAGUUGAAUCAAAUUGAGUUGAGUUGAGUUGAGAAACUGUAUCUUCUACGAACUAUUCCAAGCUUUCAUACUUUUAUAUACAAAAAGAAAAAAACAACGUGUAGAGUGGAGAAACGAACGAACUAGUUUUUAUAGCAAUUUUACAAACGAACGCACGAAUUGCAUAGUUUUAACGGAUUGAAUUUGUACUUCGCCCGCUGCACCUGCGCACUUGUGCACCAGUGCCAGGUGCAAACGAGGUGGCCAAACCGUAGUCUACAUAGAAUUUUUAGAUCAACUGAAACUGAAACGGAAACGGAAACUAAAUACGGAACCGCAAAUAAACUAUGGCUACUGCUCGACUGACUGAAGAUCGCACAGAUCGAUGAUAGGAGGAGUUACCUUUGUAAACUAUUUUUUUUAACUACCAGCUGCCGCGCUGGUGAUUACUUUAUUGGUCGUAGAAUAGAACGAAUCGCAGGGAUCUUCAGUCACUUGAGCCUUAGCAAUACGCCGUAAUCUUCGCGCGUCGUCCCAACCACGCUGAACGAUUACGAACAUCAAUUAGUUUUAUAUAAUCCCUAAAGAUAGUUGUAGCCCUAAGUAUUUAAUUUUAAAAAUAAAUAAAUAAAUUUAAAUUUAGAUCUUAUUUAUUUGAUAUGUCUUUUAAGAACAGCUCUUGUGUUUCCAUACCUUAUCAUAAUUUAUAUGCAGCUAUUCUUUGUAAUCUAAUAAAUAAAUACAACGCUUUUUAUUGAAAUGUAAAA
This is a messenger RNA of Drosophila takahashii, 10228 nucleotides long. The record is from RefSeq and is a predicted model, not a curated record. Lineage: Eukaryota; Metazoa; Arthropoda; Insecta; Diptera; Drosophilidae.